UUUCGACAUUUGGUUUCAGCGAGUAGAAAGAUCAGUGUCCGCGUGUAUUUUUUCGUCCUCAAUUUUCAAGAGUUUUUCGUAGUAAAACCGAGCAAACACACCGCAAUUUAGUGCACAAUUUGCAGUUAAGCAAUCAUAGAAGGUACCUCAUUGAAAAGACUGAGAAAAAAUUGUCAAAGAUAGUGAAAAAAAGGGGAAGAACAAAAGUGUCCUCUGUGGGUUACUCUUUGGGUUUGUGUGGGGGAAUGUUGCGAAAGCUUCGAAAGAAAGUGCAUUUUCUGGAGCAAAAGUGCUGAAUCAGGAUGUCACUGUUAAUGUUUAUAACGCACGUAGAUGCCGGCUAUGGAGGCAACUUCCUGCGCAUCUUUGGUCAGGUCAAUCAGACCGAAGCGAUGAAUAUUGAAAAGAUUAUUGAAGAAGUUGUGAAGAAUCAUGCCAAAAUCUUUCGCCCAGAAGAAAUUCAGGAGGGCGUCCGGUGUUUGACCAUGUACGAAGAUGGUCAAUAUUACCGGGCUAAGAUUAUCCGUGUAUUGGACAGAGAUCUGGUGGCUGUGUACUUCAUAGACUACGGAAAUACGGCUACAGUUAACAUUCGAAAGCUACUUUCGCUGCACACCAAGUCACAGCACACCACCUAUCUCAUGGGUACACCUCCACAGGCCAAUGAAUACAUCUUGGCACGUAUCUCCGGGCCAUGGAGUCAGGAGCAGAUCGAGAGCAUCAGGGAGGAUCUGUGCAACUAUUCACUCUCGUAUCACGCCGAAGACAAGGUCGAUCGCAUUCCAAUAAUUGGUAUUCUGUACAAAAAUUUCGACUACAGUCAGUAUUUAAUUGAACGGCGUGAGUUUGGUGUGUUUAUUUCGGUGAAAAAUCAAAAAGAAUCAUUUUUGGCGGGAAAACUGGUGACUUCUCCGCCACCAGCAACUGGAAAGGCCAUUCCGGAGAAAAUUGAAAAACUUGCAAAUAUGCGAUACUUGCAGCCGUCGACAUUGGUGAAAAAGAGUCUCGAACCUAAGCCAUCACUCAAUCCUUUUCUCUCUCCACAAAAUUCUGCGGUUAAUUUGAGUGUGAGUGGUCAGCAGGGCAAAUUGCCGGAUAUGCUGUCACCGGGUGUUCAGGGAUCACCUGGGGAGAAAAUUAUGAAGCAUCCGGUAUUGCCGGUACAUUCAUUCUAUGAAGUUACAUGUUCUCACAUUGAAGAUGGGUAUCGGCUGUUUUCGGUGCAGCUGAAGCAAAAGGAUACAGAAUUGAGGAAGUUGAUGAAUGAUUUGGCUCAAACGCCCCUUCAGCAAUUGCAGCAUCAGCCAAAAAUUGGCAUGGUAUGCAUUGCACGGUAUGAGAAGACGAACAAAUUGUAUCGUACAGUGAUAACGGAUAUUGAGCCAAAUGCUUGUGUGGUGAAUUUUGUGGAUUUUGGUCAUAAGGAUACCAUUGCAUGUGGGAAUCUUUUUGAGAUUCCUGCUCAUUUGAUGCGCAGUAAGAUGUUUUCGGUGAAGAGUACACUGUACAAGAGUGAAGAACUGGGGGAUAAAUAUGUGCUCAAGGAAUAUUUUCAGCAAUUAAUUAUGGGAAAGGAUUUGAGUAUGAAAGUUAUGCCAAAUCAGGGACAAUCUUUUGUUCAGUGCUGUGAACUCUACAUCAAUAGCAUCAACAUUAUGGAUGAACUGAAGCAUAUUCAGAUGUUUGGGCUGCAAUAUCAGCCAACAGUAAGGCUUUCGGCUGAUUUUCAGGGUCCAGUGAUUGUGAGAUAUGUCGAUUCACCGAAAAAAUUCUAUGUUCAGUUGAUUGUUAAUAUCCCAGACCAUGACAGUUUAAUGGAUAAAUUAUCCAUAAAUUGCCACAGAAAGGGAAAGCAACUUACAGAUAUUAAGCCUGGAAAUCUCUGUGCUGUCUCAAUUGACAAUGAUGUUGAUUGGUAUCGAGGAAAAGUGGUUGAAUUGAAGCCGAUGGAGAAAAAAGUCUCUGUUCAUCUUGUAGACUAUGGAAAGAUCAUUGAUGUACCUACAACAUCUCUCCGGGAAAUUGGCUAUCAAUUCACCCAAAUGCCACCUCAAGUCUAUGAAUGCUGCAUUAAGGGCUUCGAAAAUAUCCAUGAUAUUACAGAUUCCUCAGCAAAUGCCUUUGAGAUGCUCGUGGAGGAUGCAAAAGGUGAAAGGAAAACCCUCAAGAUGCACAUUGUGGAUUUUCUGACGGAAGAAACACUCCUUGUGAAUCUCUUUGAUGAAUCAGUGAUGCCUCCUGUGAAUAUUUCCAAGAGUCUCUGUCGGUCACAAAUGCCCUACAAAGACUAUGUCAAUAUGUUUGAGAAGAAGACUUCAAAUACUUUUCGCAAAAGGGAAUCUUUUGGAAGGAAUGAAGUUGUUGGAGAAAUACCAAAUGAUCAUCAUCAUCAAACAGGAAAUUUUACAACUUCCAGUGAUAUUGAUACCUAUCAGAAGCCAGAGGAGAAAAAUUCCUGGGAUAAUGGCAAUGUGACUCCUGAAAGGGCUUUCGAGGGGGAAAAUGGAAAACAGGGUGACAGGCGACAGAAGAAUGGUGAGAAGUGGAAUGCCAAUGAUAAGAAGAACAAUAACUACAGCGAGAAACCCAAACGGCAGUUUUCAGAUAAUCCCAAAGGACAUAUUCCAGCACAAUCUGCCAACAAAUCCAAUCAGCGUUUUGCCAAAAACAGCAAGACGAAAGGAUUCGAGCGACGCGAUAAUCAAACGCGUGGUGAUCGAGGUGAUCGUGGGGGCGAUCGCGGCAGUGAUCGCAAUGAUCGUGGAUAUGACAGAGGGAAUGAUCGAGGAUACGAUCGUAAUGAUCGUGGAUUCGAUCGUGGAAAUGAUCGCAAUGAUCGUGGAUUUGAUAGAGCAAACGAUCGGACGGAUCGAGGAGGAGGAGGAGGGGGAGGCGAACGUGAACGUGGUCCUCGAAAGAAUUUCAAAGGCGCCACCAAAGAGGGAGGCGGCGGAAGGCCUUAUCAGGCAAACAAUCACGCUGAAACAACUGAUAAAGACUACAAUGUGAGCACAGCUCAUGAACUUAAGACUGUGGAUAGUAUUUCGCUCUCAAGCACUGAUUUCAGAGCCAUCGAUGUUACUUUCAAUGCUGACAUCGACGUAAUUCUCAUUUAUUGGAUGGAUCCAGAAGAAUUUUAUGUGCAGCUCAAGGCACAUUUCACAGAAUAUGAGGCUAUGAUGAGGGAGAUUCAGGACUUUUAUCCGGGCAAAAGGCCCAUUGGGGGUACUCGCUAUGAAAAUGGAUGGUGUGUUAUUGCACGAAAUAGCCGAGAUGAGAUGCUCUAUCGUGCCAAAGUCUGUGACUACAACAAAAAGUUGAACAAAUACAAGGUUUUGUUUGUUGAUCGGGGAUACAGGGGAGUGGUGACACCGGAUCUCAUGUGGCCAAUGACUGAGAAAUUUAUGAAACUCCCUUCAAUGGCUAUUAAAUGCUCAUUGGCCUACAAUGUUGUCCUAGACUUUGAGCGACAGGAUAUUUUUCCACACAUUGGCAAUUAUGUCAAUGACACAAUGGCUAUCACGUGCAAAUUCCACGAGGUCCAGGAUAAUGUUCACCUGGUGAAGAUGAAUGUGGACAAGGGAGAUCUUCUAGAGGCUCUGGUGAAGGAUGGCCUAGUGAAGAGGCCAAAAGAUGAGCCAACUCCGAUUUUUGGAGAAUCCACCGAAGUGAAUGUUAAAUUGCUGCCAGGGCAGACAAUCCGGGUGAUGGUGACUAAUGUUGAGAAUCUGGGGAAAUUUGAUGUUGUUCUUGAACACUCCAACAUCAAACUAACGGCCACUUUCUAUGACAUCCAUUAUGCCAAAGUUAUUGGGGAGGAUCUAGUGGAGCAGCUGAAAAAGUUCGAUGGAACCUACUGCAAAGUCAAGGUGGUUGGCUUGGGACCAAAUGAUGUCCUUCGACUGAAAAUUCUCUCUAAAGCUUUCCUCGAGGAUCCUCCCCUCAUUUGCCGCCAAGUGAUCUUCCAAUCAGACUUUUCAGUCCUGGUGGCUUUUGUGGAGUCCUUGAAUGUGGUCUAUGUGCAGAAUUCUGAAUUUACUGAAGUCCUAACUCAGUUGAUUAAUGAAAUGUACAGUCACUAUGAAUCUGACCAUACCACUUGCACUGCCGUGACUCCCAGGAAGGUGUAUGCUGUCAAGUCUGUGGUGGAUGAUAAUUGGUAUCGUGGUGAGGUGGUAAGUGUUUCUGGGCAGGAAGUGACUGUCAAGUAUGUGGAUUAUGGGAAUACAGAAGUUGUGAGAUUUGAGUGUUUGAGAAAUCUCACGGGGUAUUUUGGUCAAGCCAGUAGCUAUGCUGUUAAGGUUUUCCUACCGAUGGAAUUGAUGGAGGCGGAGGGGGAGGGGAAGGAGGAAAAGGAGGCGUUGGAGGAGAAAGUUGUGAGUGAAUUUGGCAAAAUGAUUGUCAAUCUUGUGCCCCAGAUGAAGGUUUUGAGGAAGUAUAAGGGCGAAUGGAUAGUUGAUUUGUGUGUCAAUGGAUGUAGCGUAGCGGAGGAAUUGGAGAAGAAAGGUCUGGCCAGGGCAGCAGAUGAGGACAUUGUGUGUAGACUUAUUGAUGGUCAGGAGAAUUCUGAUGAGUUGGAAGGGGAGAAAAAUGGUGUUUUGGUUUAUGUGACUCACAUUGUCAAUCCCCAUGAAUUCUAUGUUCAAUUGGAGGCAGAUACCGAGGCUAUAGAUCAAUUGCAGGAAUCUAUACAGAUUGUGGGUGAAUCUAUGCCACAGUUGAUGGAUGUUAAAGUGGGUGAUUUGUGCCUGGCCAAGUAUUCAAUGGAUGGUAAUUGGUAUAGGGCAAAAAUUCUCGAUUCCACUGAAGAUAUUACAUCAGUUCAAUUUUUGGAUUACGGGAAUAUGGAUGUCAUCACUGAUGGGACACUAAUCAGGGAGAUUUCUGAUGCCUUUGAAAAAUUUAUUCCCUAUGCCAGACGCCUGGCAUUGCCAUUGAUUCCCAAGGAUCAUCAGGAUGAAUGGAGGCAUGAAGCUAUUGAGGCUAUGCAGAAACUCUAUCAAGAUCAACCGGCAAGGUAUACCGUGAUAUCUCAAGCCGAUGAUCUGGCCUAUGUGCAUUUGAUCACAGAAGAGGGUACAAGUGCUGAAGAGAUGCUCCUCAAAAUGUCUCUGGCUGAGCCAUUGAGUAUCAUUGAGCCACAUUCAGUUGGUUUUGUCAGUCAUAUCAAUUCCCUCACGGAUUUUUAUAUGCAACUUGAACGGGAUACAGCAGAUCUUGAAUUUAUUUCCUAUUCACUGAGUGAGUUGGGUGCCAAGGAGGGUUCUGCUGAGGAGAAUGUUGAGGAGGGAAAAAUGUAUGCAGCUCUGUUUGAUGAAGAUAAUUCUUGGUACCGCGCAAAAUUGAUUCAUUCAGCAGCUGCUGGGGAACUUGAGGUGAUUUUUGUGGAUUAUGGCAAUACAGCAAUUACCAAUUCGGUCAAGUAUCUCCCGGACAAGAUUGCAGAAUUGCCAAUUUUGUCCAGGAAAUGCUCAUUGAAGUUGCCAGAAAGUGGAAAGUGGUCAGAAGAAGCUGAGAAAAAAUUUGUUGAAUUGGCUCAAGAGGGAGCAACAUGCUUCAAUAUUGUUCCUCUGGCACCUGGACAGACAACCCUAGUACGUCUAUUGCUGGAUGGAAAGGAUGUCAUGGAGAUUCUGAGCCAGGAGGAAGAGCACCAAGAGAAUGUUCCGGCAGAUUCACCAAAAAUUCCUGAAGAGAAAAUUAUUUUUGCCCAAGUGAGUCAUAUAAAUUCUCCCGGAGAUUUCUACUUGCAUCUCUCCACGCGAAGUGAUAUCCUGGACAAAGUGCUAAAUCACUUGGAGAAUCCACCAAUGGAUCCAGUAACUGAGAGGAGAAUGGAUAAAAUCUGUGCAGCAACCUUUUCAGCUGAUGGUUGUGUCUACAGGGCAAAGAUUGAGGGCACCGAAGAUGAUAAAUUCAAGGUGUUUUUCAUAGAUUACGGCAAUACAACUGUCACGAGUGAUUUGUGGGAAUUAUCACAGGAAUUUCAGGCAAUUGAACCAUUGGCCAUGAGAUGUGCCCUGGAGAAGAAAACUCCUGGAAAUUGGACAAAAGACCAUCUAGAGAAAUUCUUGGAAUUGUCAAAGGGAGGAGAAGAAAAUUUCCAAGUGAUCUUUGUGGAUAGAUCUUCAACACCGGUUCUUGUUAAACUCCUCCUAAAUGGUCAGGAGAUUUCCCUGGAGAGCCCUGAAGAGUCGUGGCAGACUCUUGAAUCCCAAAUAAGUAGUCUGACUGAAGAAAUGGUAAAUGCUUCAAUGGUACGCAGAGAUGCAGAAGCUAUUGCAAGUGAAAUCUGCGAUUUGUCCAUUACACAGUGUGAAGAUGAGCUCAAUGCCAUCAUCCAUCCGGCACAUUCGACUCAAUUGAGUGAUAUUCCAGAAGAUCCAAGUGCGAUUGUCAAUAAAAUUGAAGGAGACAGUGGAACCAGUACUCAAUCUCAUACUUCCGGAGAAGAGAUUUCCUCCAAUGGUAUCCCAGAUAAAUAAGCAAAAAAAUAAAUAAAAUACUAAACUUCCAAAAAAAACUCAUAAAAUUAUCCCAAUCAAGUGAUUCAAUUACGAUAUUUUUUUAAAAAUAAUUAUUUACCACUCGUUAAUAAUGUUUUUUUUCUCUACUUGAAAUACUUUAUUUGUUCCUUUUUUUUGAUAUUUUCAAUUAUGAUUUAUCAUUUAUGUGAAAUCGUUAUUUUGAAGUAAAUAAAAUUAAUAUAUUUGAAAUCUCGAGAAA
Molecule: messenger RNA, 6726 nt
Organism: Phlebotomus papatasi
Lineage: Eukaryota; Metazoa; Arthropoda; Insecta; Diptera; Psychodidae
Gene: tud
Product: maternal protein tudor
Exons: 7
Coding region: 303-6485 (2060 amino acids)
Source: RefSeq, a predicted model, not a curated record